UUGGCUUUUGUGCCUGUCCCAGGAUGGUUGGUAUCUCCUUGGUGUGCCUCUCUGAUCUCUGCCUACUCGCCUGAUAUCCCUGCUGAAAUCAGCUGAUCUCUGCUGACUCCCCUGAAAUCCCACACUCAACUGAUCUACUGCCUGCCUUCUGCCGCCAUGUCGACCUCCAAGCAGCGUCUCAUCCAGGGCAUGCACCAGGACCUCAGCUGCCCCAUCUGCCUCAAGCUGUUCCAGUCUCCCGUGACGACAGAGUGCGGGCACACCUUCUGCCAGGACUGCCUGUCUCGGGUGCCCAAGGAAGAGGACGGCAAGGCCACCUCCUGCCCCGCCUGCCAGGCCCUCACCAAGGUGGAGCAGCUGCGCAUCAACCAGCAGAUGGAGCACCUGGUGGAGUGCUUCCGGCAAGUCCCCCGCGACCACUGCGAGGAGCACCUCGACCCGCUGAGCGUCUACUGCGAGCAGGACCGGCAGGUCAUCUGCGGGGUGUGUGCUUCCCUGGGCAAACACAAGGGGCACAACAUCAUCACGGCUGCUGAGGCCCACCAGAGGAUGAAGAAGCAACUUCCACAGCAGCAAGUCCAGCUGCAAGAAGCCCAAGUGAGAAAGGAGAAAACUAUUGCCCUGCUGAACCGGCAAAUAGCAGAAGUGGAGGAUACAGUGUCUCGCUUCAAGCAGCAAGUGUCUGAGCACCUGGGGGUGAUGCGGGCCUACCUGGGGGCGCUGGAGGCCUCUCUGGGCCGGGAGGCUGAGCGGGUGCAGCAGCAGGCCACAGACGCCUUGCAAAACGAGCGCAAGACGAUGACUCGCUACCUGGACCAACUCAAGCAGAUGGAGGCUGUGCUGGGGGAGGUGCAAGACGAGCCGCAGACGGAGUUUCUGAGGAAAUACUGCCUAGUGGCCAGCAGAUUGCAGAAGAUCCUUGGAGAGUCCCCACCCAUUGCCCGCAUGGACAUCCAGCUCCCCAUUAUUUCAGAUGAGUUCAAGUUCCAGGUGUGGAGGAAGAUGUUCCAUGCACUCAUGCCAGGCUUGGAGAACUUGACCUUUGACCCAGACACUGCUCAAGCCAACCUUCUGGUGUCGGAGGAUGGCAAGCGGGUGGAGUGUGUGGAGCACAAGCAAGCCGUGAGCACAGACGACCCGCAACGCUUUGACAAGUCCAACUGCCUGGUGUCGCGCCAGAGCUUCUCUCAGGGCGAGCAUUACUGGGAGGUGACGGUGGGCGACAAGCCCCGCUGGGCCCUGGGCCUCAUCUCAGCCGAGACCGGCCGCAAGGGCCGCCUGCAUGCCACCCCGUCCAAUGGCUUCUGGCUGGUCGGGUGCAAGGAAGGCAAGACCUAUGAGGCCCACGUGGAGCACAAAGAGCCCCGGCCGCUGAAACUGGAGGGGAAGCCCACCCGCAUCGGCGUCUACCUCAGCUUCGACGAUGGCGUCCUGGCCUUCUACGAUGCCAGCGAUGAAGACAACGUAGUCCAGAUCUUCGCCUUCCAUGAGCGCUUUGUGGGUACCGUCUACCCCUUCUUUGAUGUCUGCUGGCAUGAUAAGGGCAAGAACAGCCAGCCCCUGAUCAUUUACACGCCGGAGUCGGAAGGGCAGUAAUCGACUGGUACUGUCAGAAGAAGUGCUCUUAACCACACCCAAUCCAAUUGUAUGUUAUAGAUGCACCCAGGCCAUGCCCAAUCACGGACCCUGUUUAAAAGUCCAAGACUAUCCAGAGAAGCUUGAGCCAUAUUUCAUAUCCCCAGGAAAGUUGGCACCCCAUACCCUACAUGACAUCCAAACAGUUUCUACAUAUGAUCUGCAUGACCGCAUAAGCGUCACUAUAGAGCCCCUGGUGGCGCAGUGGUAAAACUGCCGCCCUGUAACCAGAAGGUUACAAGUUCGAUCCUGACCAGGGGCUCAAGGUUGACUCAGCCUUCCAUCCUUCCGAGGUCGGUAAAAUGAGUACCCAGAAUGUUGGGGGCAAUAUGCUAAAUCAUUGUAAACCGCUUAGAGAGCUCCGGCUAUAGAGCGGUAUAUAAAUGUAAGUGCUAUUGCUAGUGCUAUUGCUAUAGCCCUGUUCCUACAUUAUGUUCAACAUUGUACAGUCUGUGUACAGUGAAUACAGGUACAGAUCUGUAUGCAGGUGCAGUUACUUACAUGCUCUGUUGAACACAGGUACUGCAGUACACAUCUUAUCUGGAUCCUCCAUAUGUGGGGAGCCUAUACCCAGAUUCAUGUUAACAUGAAUGGAAGUACUGUAAUUAACACAAGAACAUGUACAUAUGUAUAGACAUCUAAACACAGGUACAACUAGAGAUGUGCAGAUCUAGGGGGAAAGGGGGAAAUUUUAUUAGUUUGUUUUAUUUCCCACCCUGGAUAUUUUGGGGGGGGGGUUCU
Molecule: messenger RNA, 2376 nt
Organism: Hemicordylus capensis (graceful crag lizard)
Lineage: Eukaryota; Metazoa; Chordata; Lepidosauria; Squamata; Cordylidae
Gene: TRIM72
Product: tripartite motif containing 72
Exons: 7
Coding region: 157-1596 (479 amino acids)
Molecular function (GO): zinc ion binding; protein binding
Source: RefSeq, a predicted model, not a curated record